Molecule: messenger RNA, 2568 nt
Organism: Papaver somniferum (opium poppy)
Lineage: Eukaryota; Viridiplantae; Streptophyta; Magnoliopsida; Ranunculales; Papaveraceae
Product: probable LRR receptor-like serine/threonine-protein kinase At4g30520
Exons: 10
Coding region: 272-2317 (681 amino acids)
Biological process (GO): protein phosphorylation
Molecular function (GO): protein kinase activity; protein binding; ATP binding
Source: RefSeq, a predicted model, not a curated record
CUUGACUGUUCAGUGUUCAGUCUUCUCUCGGUCUUCACUCUUUAGCUGUAGAACCCUAGAAAGAACAUCUCUCUCUCACUGUGUACUACUAUCAGUCCCUCUCAAUUUCUGUGCUCCCCACUCUGACAAUUCGUAUCAUCCAAUUUGAUCUUCUCUCCCUUUCUCUACCUAAACCCUCUCUCUCUCUCUGAACCCAGAACACUAGUGGUUGUAUAGUAGUGAUUCUAAAAAAAAUAUUCAUCAAUCUUCUUCAUCUUCUUGUGCAUCUCUAAUGGCAUUCCGUCACUAUUUCUUACUUACUCUUUCCUUGAUUUUUAUCCAUUUCUCAUCAUUUUCUGUCUCUUAUGAACCUCGUAACCAAGAAGUGGAAGCUUUGAUGAGCAUAAGAAGAACUUUAAAUGAUCCACACGGAGUUCUUAAUAACUGGGAUGAAGAUUCUGUUGAUCCUUGUGGUUGGUCUAUGAUCACUUGUUCUCCUGAUAAUCUUGUCAUUGGACUAGGAGCUCCUAGUCAGAAUUUAUCAGGAACUUUAUCAGAGAGAAUUGGGAAUCUUACAAAUCUAAGACAAGUGUUAUUACAAAACAAUAACAUUUCUGGAAGAAUCCCAUUAGAACUUGGGUUACUGUCAAAACUUCAAACGUUGGAUCUUUCCAAUAACUUGUUUUCUAGUGUUGUUCCUGUUACACUCGGUCAGCUUAACUCACUUCAAUACCUGAGACUAAACAACAACAGCUUAUCUGGAGCCUUUCCUGUGUCUUUAGCAAAAAUCCCUCAACUUGCUUUCUUGGACUUGUCAUUUAACAAUCUCAGUGGACCCGUUCCUAAAUUUCCAGUCAGAACAUUCAACAUUGUUGGAAAUCCAUUGAUUUGUGGAAGUACAACAAGUGAUGAAGGUUGUUCUGGGACAAGCCCUGUUACUCUGUCAUUUUCUCUGGAUUCAUCACAGAGUAUUACUCUUACUUACUUACUUUCUCUCUCUCUCUCUCUGUCUCUCACAUACAGAUUAUUAACUGGCUUCCAUUAUUUUUCAGGGAAAUCCAAAACUAAAAAAGUAGCUCUCAUCGUCGGGGUUAGUCUUAGUUCAUUAAUCCUUCUUCUACUGGCAAUUGGACUAGUUUUCUGGUUGAGAAAAUUCCAAAAGAACAGAACAAUCCAGAACAUCAAUGAUAAACAAGAAGAAGGGUUGAUAAAUUUAGGAAACUUGAGACAAUUUACAUUGAGAGAAUUACAAUUAGCAACAGAGAAUUUCAACACAAAGAAUAUAUUAGGACAAGGUGGAUUUGGGAAUGUGUACAGAGGAAGAUUAUCUGAUGGAACAAUUGUUGCAGUAAAAAGAUUGAAAGAUAUAAAUGGUUCAACCGGUGAAAUGCAAUUCAAAACAGAAGUUGAGAUGAUUAGUUUAGCUGUUCAUCGUAACCUACUAAGAUUAUUAGGGUUCUGUUCAACAGCAAAUGAGAGACUUCUCAUUUAUCCAUACAUGUCUAAUGGAAGUGUUGCAUCAAGAUUAAGAGUGAAACCAACACUUGAUUGGAACACGAGGAAGAGAAUUGCACUUGGAGCUGGAAGAGGUUUAAUGUAUCUUCAUGAACAAUGUGAUCCAAAGAUAAUUCAUCGGGAUGUCAAAGCAGCAAAUGUACUUCUGGACGACUAUUGUGAAGCCAUAGUUGGUGAUUUUGGUCUUGCUAAGCUGCUUGACCAUGCUGAUUCUCAUGUUACAACUGCUGUUCGUGGUACCGUCGGGCAUAUUGCUCCAGAGUACCUGUCAACAGGACAAUCCUCUGAGAAGACGGAUGUUUUUGGGUUUGGAAUAUUGUUGUUGGAGUUGAUUACCGGAACAAAAGCACUUGACUUUGGGAAAUCGGUUAACCAAAAAGGGGCUGUCAUUGAAUGGGUGAAGAAACUACAACAUGACAAGAAAGUAGAAGUACUGGUGGACAAAGAUCUUGAAAUCAAUUACGACCUAAUCGAAGUGGGAGAAAUGGUUCAAGUGGCUCUCCUUUGUAUUCAGAACCUUCCAGCCCAUCGACCUAAAAUGUCGGAGGUAAUUCGAAUGCUUGAAGGUGAUGGUCUAGCUGAUAAAUGGGAAGCCAACCAAAAACACCAAAGAAAUCUUAUUGAUAUCAAGAACAAUAACAAAGAAGGCUAUUAUUCAUCAACUGCCGAUUGUAAGAAGCUCCGGUAUGAUUGUGAUCAGGAGAGUGAUGUACCCCGUGUUCAUGAUGAUGAUGAUGAUGGUAAGAUGUGUCUAAUGUUAAUGGAUGAUGAUGAUAAUCAUUCUUUGGGUGCUCAUGCUAUGGUGCUUUCUGGUCCAAGAUAAAGGAAAUCAUAAUUGUCUCUCUUUUACUUUUUUUAUUAUUUAUUUUUCGUGUUUUAACUUUCUUUUUCUUGUUUAAAGUUGAAAAGAAAUUAUUAUCUGUAAAAGAAGAGGUCGUAAAAGAAAAGGUGAUUCAUAAAAGAAAAAGAGGAGAGGUUAAAGGGAUACUUUAGAACAUCUUCUUUCUUUUUCUUUUUUUUUUUCAUUCUUGUUUCCGGUGUAAAUAUUAAUAUAUGAUGAGUCAUGUUAACAAA